Messenger RNA from Salvia splendens (bonfire salvia), 934 nucleotides. RefSeq names its product 50S ribosomal protein L27-like. NCBI's taxonomy places the organism in Eukaryota, Viridiplantae, Streptophyta, Magnoliopsida, Lamiales, Lamiaceae. Gene Ontology annotation, biological process: translation. The record is from RefSeq and is a predicted model, not a curated record. The coding region runs from base 258 to 716 and encodes 152 amino acids. The transcript has 4 exons. Gene Ontology annotation, cellular component: ribosome. Gene Ontology annotation, molecular function: structural constituent of ribosome.
CCAAUAUUGUCAUCUUCUUCCCAACGCAUCCUUCCCCAAUUCACUGAACGAACCCCAAUCUCCAUUUCCGCCGGCGUCGUCUAUUCAUGUCACCUUCUCAUUUUGGAAGGUUCUCCACCGCCACUCACUUCAUCAUCACAGCCAUCUGAUUUUGUUACUGCUAGUUGGGGAGACAUUUUCAAAUUCAGAAUUAUUGACAUUGAUCAGCAUCUUAUCCUGAAUCAGAUUUCUCUAGUGCUGCGUAUUAAUCAAACACCAUGAAUUCCGUUGCAUCACUAUACAGAAGAUUAAGCAUCAGGGAUCUGAUCUCCAGCACUCCUGUUUACAACUCCGCCACUGAUGUAUCUGGAGAGGGAUUGAGUCUGGUGCUGAGGAGAUGGGCUAGCAAGAAAACUGCAGGAUCCACUAAAAAUGGCCGUGACUCGUUGCCCAAGAAUCUAGGGGUCAAAAAGUUUGGUGGAGAGAGAGUGAUACCCGGAAACAUCAUUGUUCGUCAAAGGGGUACACGUUUCCAUCCAGGGAACUACGUUGGCAUGGGUAGAGAUCACACCCUCUACGCCUUGAAGGAAGGCUGCGUGAAGUUUGAGCGCAACAAGCUAACUGGGCGCAAGUGGAUUCAUGUUGAGCCGAAGGAAGGCCAUGAGCUGCAUCCAGUUUACGCAAAGAUGAGCGACAUUGAUGCUGCGGCUGCAGCUGAGAUGAAGACGGCAGCUUAGCUCAGGUUGUGUUCACCGUGGUAAUGCAGCAUCCUGUUUGGCGAAAAUAGGCUGCUAACAUUUUGAAAGCAUAAACAAGUUUCAAUUUUUGAUUGUUUAGAUGUAAAAUGUUGUCAAUGACAGCAGCACUUGCCUUAAUUAUGCUUAAUAGGGUGUGGAAUUGUCUCAAUUGAAAUAACACACUUUGCAAUUGUGAGAUUUAUUGUGUUGGUUGUGCA